Messenger RNA from Chanos chanos (milkfish), 816 nucleotides. It is a transcript of the gene paqr4b, whose product is annotated as progestin and adipoQ receptor family member IVb. Lineage: Eukaryota; Metazoa; Chordata; Actinopteri; Gonorynchiformes; Chanidae. Gene Ontology annotation, cellular component: membrane. The coding region runs from base 1 to 816 and encodes 271 amino acids. Gene Ontology annotation, molecular function: signaling receptor activity. The transcript has 3 exons. The record is from RefSeq and is a predicted model, not a curated record.
AUGGGAUUUUCGAACGGACCAAGACUUCUGGAUUUCAAGAGUUCACCACCUCAUCUUCAGUUUAACAAGUUUGUCCUGACCGGAUACCGACCCAUUUCUACCUACAGAGAAUGCCUUCAAAGCCUUUUCUACAUGCACAAUGAGUUUGGGAACAUCUACACACAUGGUAUUCCAUUCCUUUUUUUCUUGCUGUUCCUGCCAUUGAAUAUCCCCUGGUCAGAGGUGGAUUGGUGGAUUUGUGUUGUCCACUACCUGGCCUGUCUCUCUCCCACUGUGGGCUCGGUCCUGUACCACCUCUUCAUGAACCAUGAGGGUGGUGCUUCAGUGUACAACACCCUACUCUCCCUUGAUAUGUUUGGAGUCUGCCUUGUCAACACACUUGGUGCUCUGCCAAUCGUUCACAUCACUCUGCUGUGUUACCCAUCCUCCCGUUGUGCAGCGAUGCUAGCCUACCUCCUCCUCUCCCUUUAUGGUAUUCACUGUGCUGUGACAGCACGAAGCAACGUGAACCGCCUGCGGUCAUUUGCCUGGCAGGCCCUGUUCCGUCUGUUCCUUUUCAUGUUGCGUUGGAUCGGUCCAGGGACAGGAAGUCCGGCCUCCCUACGCCUCUACCUUACUAUGGAUUCACUUGCACUGUUAGGGGGACUUGUCAACAUUUCACGUAUUCCAGAGCGUUUUAGUCCUGGCAGGUUUGACUACUGGUUAAACAGUCAUCAGAUCAUGCAUAUGUUAGUGAUCCUCUCCAUCCUCUACUUACACUGGGGCAUGCUGGAGGACCUGUCCUGGAUCACAAGUUUCCAGUGUCCUGCUGAGUGA